Nicotiana tabacum (common tobacco) is the source of this 1277-nucleotide messenger RNA. Its product is annotated as tubulin beta-1 chain. The record is from RefSeq and is a predicted model, not a curated record. Gene Ontology annotation, molecular function: GTPase activity; structural constituent of cytoskeleton; GTP binding. Gene Ontology annotation, biological process: microtubule-based process. Lineage: Eukaryota; Viridiplantae; Streptophyta; Magnoliopsida; Solanales; Solanaceae. Gene Ontology annotation, cellular component: microtubule.
UUAUUGAUUCGGUUCUCGAUGUUGUGAGGAAGGAGGCUGAAAACUGUGACUGUUUACAAGGUUUCCAGGUUUGUCACUCUUUGGGAGGUGGAACUGGAUCAGGAAUGGGAACUCUCCUUAUUUCAAAGAUCAGGGAGGAGUACCCAGAUAGAAUGAUGCUUACCUUCUCUGUUUUCCCUUCCCCCAAGGUUUCAGACACAGUUGUUGAGCCCUAUAAUGCUACUCUCUCUGUUCACCAGCUUGUUGAGAAUGCUGAUGAGUGUAUGGUGUUGGAUAAUGAAGCUCUUUAUGACAUUUGCUUCCGCACUCUCAAACUUACUACACCGAGCUUUGGAGACCUAAACCAUUUGAUUUCUGCCACCAUGAGUGGUGUAACUUGCUGUCUCCGCUUCCCUGGUCAACUCAACUCUGAUCUCCGCAAGCUUGCUGUUAACCUCAUCCCAUUCCCCCGGUUGCAUUUCUUCAUGGUUGGAUUUGCUCCACUCACAUCUCGUGGGUCGCAGCAAUAUCGAGCCUUGACUGUUCCAGAGCUAACACAGCAGAUGUGGGAUGCAAAAAAUAUGAUGUGCGCUGCUGAUCCUCGUCAUGGUCGAUAUUUGACUGCUUCAGCUAUGUUUCGUGGAAAAAUGAGCACCAAGGAAGUUGAUGAACAGAUGAUAAAUGUGCAGAACAAGAACUCUUCCUAUUUUGUGGAGUGGAUCCCUAACAACGUAAAGUCAACAGUAUGUGACAUCCCUCCAACUGGUCUGAAGAUGGCCUCAACUUUCAUUGGUAAUUCCACCUCAAUUCAAGAGAUGUUCCGCAGGGUUAGUGAGCAAUUCACAGCUAUGUUCCGCAGAAAGGCUUUCUUGCAUUGGUACACCGGAGAAGGGAUGGAUGAAAUGGAGUUUACUGAGGCUGAAAGCAACAUGAAUGAUUUAGUUUCUGAGUACCAGCAAUAUCAAGACGCAACAGCUGAGGAGGAAGGUUAUGACUAUGAAGAUGAGGAGGAAGAGCAUCAAGAAGCUUAAGGAACUCAAGUUGUGAAGUAUAUCCAGUGCAAUUAUGUAGUAGUGGCUGUCAAGUUUUCUAUUUUUGUUUGGGAUAUUGGAGUGCUGUGCUACCGUGGUGGCACAUUUACUGAUUCCUUUGCGUUGUAGUUGAUACUUCUAUACAUACCUAUUAGUAUAUUGAAAUCUUAUGGAUAACAUGUUUAGGUCCUUGAUUUGAAAUAUCUUGGAAGGGGAAGAUGGCUUAUUUCUUAAGCAAUAUAUGUUUUGUGCUUUAAUUUUGACUGA